AUGGCGAUGAGAGGGCUGACCCAGUUCAUCGCAGAUUUGCGAGAACUGCGGACAUACGAGGCGGAGAAGGCUCGGAUCAAUGCUGAAAUUGCGAACAUCAAACAGAAUUUUCGGGACAAUAACUUGAACGCUUACAAGCGCAAGAAGUAUGUCGCCAAACUUGCAUACAUCUACACUCUCGGCUACCCAGUUGAUUUUGACGCGUCUGAUAUCUUGCCGUUAUUGACCAUGCCAAAGUCCCAUGGCAAACAAAUUGGAUACCUGGCGAUGGGAUUGAUGUGCAGCGAUAACAAGUCAGCAAUCGAACGGGCCAUUCCGGCUGUGGAAGAUGAUCUUGCUUCAUCAAGUGAUCUGAACACCUCUAUGGCUUUGAACUUUGUGAGUGCAAUCGCGGAUCCUCCGUUAGAAUUGGCUACUGAGAUUGUCAAGCUUCUGAUGUCUCCUACAUCUUCUCAUUCGGUCCGGAAAAAGGCAGCCUUAACUUUUCUGAGUUUUUAUCGCCGAGACCGAACAGUACUUCAGCCCGAAUGGACAGAGCGCAUCAUUGCGCUUCUGGAUGUUCAAGAUAUUGGAGUAGCUACUUCAGUUGCAUCAUUGAUCAAAGCUAUUGCCGAGAACGAUGCAGCAUCUGCUGAGCGGGCAGCUGCUGUCGCUGCUCGUAAACUACACCACCUCCUUUUUGAGCAGAAAGUAUCCUCCGAGUAUAUUUACUACGAUGUUCCGGCUCCUUGGUUUAUCAUCAAGCUACUUGAACUGAUUCAAAUCCCCCCACCAACCAAAGAUGAAGCUGUUUCCUAUGCUCUGCACGAGUCUAUCUCGAUGAUUCUUGAAUGGGCCAUCACAGUUGCGCCAGGUGGAUCCACAUCAAGCUCUUCUCAGUCUGCUAACAUGCGGAAUGCUGUGUUCCUAGAGGCCGUCAACGUCUUUGUGCACCUCGAUAUGGAUGAUGGUGUACUGUUAGAACACACGAUUAACUCAUUGAAACGGUGCUUGGAAGGUAAAGACACAAAUCUGCGCUAUCUUGCAUUGAACUCGAUGGUCGCUCUGACACCCUUCCAAGGUAUUGAUCAUCUGCUGGACCCAGUUUUGGCACUGCUCAAUGAUAAAGAUAUUUCAGUUCGCAGACGGGCCUUGGACGGACUAUAUCAUCUCUGCAACGACGAAAAUAUCGAACAUAUUGCGGCCAGCUUACUUGACCAGCUCUCAUCUCAUGAACUGGAUCUCCGAGAAGAGACGGUUGUUCGCCUGAGUGAUGUCAUCGAGAGGUUCGCAACUUCCCUCAAGUGGUACGUGGAUACGACACUUUCUUUACUGAUGGUCGGGGGAAGCCAGGUUCCUGAUGAAGUGUGGCAAAGAAUGGUUCAGAUCGUUGUCAAUAACGAUACAAUUCAAUCAUAUGCUACGCGGACAGCACUCGAGUACGCAAAGGGCCCACGAUGCUCAGAUAACACCGGUCGUGUUUGUGCCUACUUUCUCGGCGAAUUUGGUAACCAAAUUGCUCAUGAACCUGGAUGUCGUCCAGGAGAGCAGUUUCUUGUUCUACAGGAUCUGUGGUCAAUAUGCUCACCGCCAGUUCGCUACCACUUGCUAACUACCUACCUCAAAUUUGCCAACCUUUUUGAAGAGAUCAGACCCCAGAUUCUUGAUGUGUUCAAAUUGUAUCUUGAUUCAGGCGAUUUGGAACUUCAACAGCGCUCGUGUGAGUACCACAACCUCCUUCAGCCAGAAAAUGUCUAUUUAUUGCCCACAGUUUGUGAUGAGAUGCCGCCGUUUGUUCUCAAAGAAUCGCCUCUUGGCGAACGGCUUUCACUAAAAUCUCGAUCCGCGCUGGCAAGACAAAACACAUUGGCAAAAUCCAACAUUGUCAACAGAAACCAGUCCCUCAGAGCUCAGGCUACAGGCAAGAAGCUAACUCCCAUUAUCACCGGCCGCGGCGGCUCCUUUUCUCCUAGUUUGGGGUCUGGGGGGUCCAAACCGCAGACCCCCACCGGGUUUCCGCAAACAAUUCAGGAAGAAGCCCCUGCUCAAACACCCCAAACUACUGGAAAAUCUGAAUUGCUAUCGUCCAAUUGGGAGCAUGGAUUCCGACAGAUGUUGACCCACUCUGAAGCCGUGCUGUACCAAGACGCGCUUUUGCAAGUUGGAUGCAAAUAUGAGUACUCAAAAAACAUCGGUUGCGUCAUUCUGUAUUUGAAGAACGUCUCCAAUGUUGCUCUAUCUUCGGUCUCGGUCCAGCUCACAAAUCCUAUGGAAAGCUCUGUUUUGAGUGUUUCCUCCAAAAGCCUACCGGCGAGUUCUUUGCGCCCUUCUGCUGUAACAGAGCAAGUCAUUAUGUGUGAGGCUAAGCAACCAUUUGCAUUGUCACCUAUUGCACGAGUUACGUAUCUGGCUGGAUCCCUCAACGAAAUGUCAUUUAGGCUGCCUAUCACGAUUGAGCGGUUUAUGCGCCCAGUAACACUCAAUGCCCAGGAUUUCGCCAUGAGAUGGGACCAGAUUGGUGUAGCUGGAGAAUUCAAGAAAGAUUUCAAGAAUUUCUCCCUGUCUUGGCAGCAGCCCAUUGUGAAAGAUGAUGCGGAUGCGCUUGGUGGUUUAAACUGGGGGCUAUCUGUCGUCGCAGGCCAACAAAAUGUGCUUUUUGGUGCGGGAAUGAUUCAAACUACUAGCAGUGGCAACUUCGGGUGUCUUUGUCGUCUUGAAUUCGAUGCUAACCGUGUAAAUUACCGAGCAACUGUUCGGACAACGAAAAAGCUUGUUUCGGUAAUCUUAGUGAAAAACGUCAGUAAUGCAUAUCAGCUGUAA
Messenger RNA from Wickerhamiella sorbophila, 2799 nucleotides. RefSeq names its product AP-2 complex subunit alpha-2. NCBI's taxonomy places the organism in Eukaryota, Fungi, Ascomycota, Dipodascomycetes, Dipodascales, Trichomonascaceae. Gene Ontology annotation, biological process: clathrin-dependent endocytosis; intracellular protein transport. Gene Ontology annotation, molecular function: clathrin-cargo adaptor activity. The transcript has a single exon. Gene Ontology annotation, cellular component: AP-2 adaptor complex; membrane coat. The coding region runs from base 1 to 2799 and encodes 932 amino acids. The record is from RefSeq and is a predicted model, not a curated record.